AUGUGUAGAACAUGUUACUUCCGGGAACUCUCAUUUUUUUAUUGCAGAGGGGACUGGAUCUGGAUUGUAGGGGAUAGCCUGGUCAGAAGAGCAAAAGAACGAGCUUCACAACGCAACUAUCAGCAAUUUGGAGAGCGAGGUAUCGUGGUCCGCUGGCAUGGGCAAGGCGGCCCCACGCUCCAGGAUCUCCCCAGGAUGGUCUCUAACCGGCUGAGAUGCGGCACUCCUCCUGCAUUAGCUAUUGUCCACUUAGGAUCAAAUGACAUCGGACAGUAUGAUGUCUGCCGGUGCAGGAUGGCAAUUGACACAGCCAUCCAAGAUCUACGCACAAGAAUGCCGCACACCCAUAUCACCUGGUCUGGUAUUUUACCGCGGCUCUUCUACUAUGGUCGCAAGCAAGGCUCUAAUUCACAGGAGGCCUUGGAUGGAGUUCGUAAGUCUCUUAACAAAUACGCUAGGAGGAAACUAGCCAGGAUGUCGGAUACCACCAUCAUCAAACAUGAAUUUGACCCCACAAUCCACAGCCUCUUCAAUAGAGAUAGAGUGCACCUCUCUGAUUCGGGUUCAGACAUUCUCAUUGACAGUUUCAGAACUGCAGCAAGGGAAGCAGGAUUUGUUUAGAUAUGGAGAGGAGACGAGCUUGAGAAACAUUUUGAGAACUCGAGGCUUCUGGCAAGGUUUUUUUUCUUUUGUAAUGUAUCUUAGUGUUAUUACGUUUAUUGUUUCUAGUUGUUUAUGUACAUACUUCAUUUUACGGGCUUUUUGAAGGGCACCGUCAACAGUACUACCUUGCUAUUAUCAAUAAUGAUAUGCACGUGUCUGGAUUGAGGAUAAUAACACUUGGAAGUAAAAAGAAAGAAAGAACAACUGAAUAGAAUGAAUAGAUAGACGAACAAUUCUUUUUUAUUCUUCGUAUUUUAGGGGUGAGAAGCAGGGACUGCACGGGAGAGUGUAUAUGUCAAUUAUGACAAACCAGUUCUUUCGAAUGAAUCAGCUUGGUAAAGCCUGUUUAUUGUAGUUGUACAAUACAUUAUUUACUCUUGGAAUUGCUUAGUUGAUCAGAAAUCGCAAGACAGGAUGUCCCUGUGGUGACGUGCAUAAAUUUGAGAACCGAAAACGAACUGGGAAAGAAAGGACGAUAAUUAAGACAGGAGAGCAAAAUAUACUGUUUUGUUUAUACUCUUUGAAAGGAUACUGAUGGUCUUUGGAAGGUUUUGCUGUUAAGGGAUACAUGAUAAUGUUUGUAAAUGGUGUGUAAUGCCUUAUCCAGGCCAUUGUGCUCAGUAUCCUCCAUCUUAUAUGCAUUUAGUCCUGAGAUGAUUAUAUCAACUAGAAGUUGCUUUAGUUUACCCUAGAAGGAACGUCCUUUUAUAGGCAUUUUGCAUCCAUUCAUGUGAGGUUAAGUGUUUAAUGCAGCUCCAUGCCAAUAUAUUAGGUAGCUUUAUUUGCAAGCAUGACAAGUUCAUGUAUGCUCCAGAAUCAUGCGACUUAUGACGGGGCAAAAAAAAAAAAAAAAAAAAAAAAAAAAUUAUUAAUUGGGUGGAAGGUUUUUGUUCAGAAACAAUUUGUUUGAAACCUGACAGAUCACCAAUAUUGAUAUCAAAGUAUAUGCUCCAAAGAUGUUGUUUACCAAGAUUUAGGGAAACACCCGUGGGAACUACUAUCCUGCGGGUGGGUCACGUGAUCAACAGUCCCAGGGAGGAGUUACUACCCUUCCUGGCGAUCACGUGAUCCCAUAUCUUUCAGUAAGAUUAAUAGGAUGCCACAGAUGUAGUUUUUCGUUAUGUCUUACGACAUUGUUCAGACUGUUUUGAGGUUUAUCACCUCUUAUGUUAUUUAGGCAUAUUGCCUCUGUGUUUUGAUGCCUCGUACGGAAUUAAACGGCGAGCAAUGGCAUAUCAUUUGUCCACGUGUUUUCUUCUCAAAAGGUAAUGAUCAUUUUCAGUGAUCAGUAAAUUUUUGAGAGAAACAAGUGUUAGGUUCAUAGAGGAAUAUAAUGUGUAAAAGUCCAAAUCGAUACAGAUUGUGCAUGUGAUCACUAACCGGAUAACAUGUGAUCUAAUCACAGCGGGAAACAUGUGCGUUGUGGAAUAUACUAGUAACGUGUGCACGUAAUAAAGCCAUUGCAGUCUGAAAUUCCUUCGAGGCAACAAAUUUUUCCCCUCCACUCCCACCCAGGUACAUUGGUAAUAUAUUAUCGGGAUGGGAGGACCCGGCGUCAAUACAGAAUUUAGUCACGGGAUCGUUAAGGGGAUUGCAUAUUUCUGAGGCAAUGCAGUGUACCGGUGACUUUAGCACAUAUGUUACCAUACAAGCUGAUAUCUUAGUCCAUGCGUAGAGCUGAAUUACUGUUGAGAAUUACCGUGUGUAGGAAAUUUUGUGUAUCACGAUUUAUGAUAUUCUUAUUAAACAUCUCAUGGUUGGGAGGUUGGGCAGAGUUACGACAGUAGAUCAGCAUGGUUGGUAGGUUGGAAAGACAUUGAUUUCUGCAUUAAGGCUGGGAGGUUGGGCAGAAUUUAGACAGUCAGUCAUCAUGGUUGGGAGGUUGGGCAGAGUUACGACAGUAGAUCAGCAUGGUUGGUAGGUUGGAAAGACAUUGAUUUCUGCAUUAAGGCUGGGAGGUUGGGCAGAAUUUAGACAGUCAUUCAUCAUGGUUGGGAGGUUGGGAGAGAUAUUGAAUUAUUUUAUGAUUUUAUGUUUUAGAUUAGGAACAAGGACAUCUGGAGGUAACUUUUUUGGCCUGCAUAAGGUUGGAAGGUUGGGCAGGGCACUUACGAGUUUAUCAAGAAGGCAGAUAUACAACAUUGUUGAAUAGAUGGCCAUAUGAUAGAGGUAUACUUUUAUAUGUCAUACAUAUUAUAUUCUCAGGUUUAAAGAAGUCCACUGUCCAGAUAGUCAUAUUAAAGUGACUAGGCCUACAAUAUGGCUGGGAGGUUGGGUAGGACUUAAGGACAGGCAGCAUAGAGCAUUAUGUGGCUAAUUAUGACUUUUAUAUGUAAAUGGUAAGGAGGAGCAUGUCAUGAUACAUUGCUUUAGAAGUGUAGAAGGUUUUUGUUCAGAAACAAUUUGUUUGAAACCUGACAGAUCACCAAUAUUGAUAUCAAAGUAUAUGCUCCAAAGAUGUUGUUUACCAAGAUUUAGGGAAACACCCGUGGGAACUACUAUCCUGCGGGUGGGUCACGUGAUCAACAGUCCCAGGGAGGAGUUACUACCCUUCCUGGCGAUCACGUGAUCCCAUAUCUUUCAGUAAGAUUAAUAGGAUGCCACAGAUGUAGUUUUUCGUUAUGUCUUACGACAUUGUUCAGACUGUUUUGAGGUUUAUCACCUCUUAUGUUAUUUAGGCAUAUUGCCUCUGUGUUUUGAUGCCUCGUACGGAAUUAAACGGCGAGCAAUGGCAUAUCAUUUGUCCACGUGUUUUCUUCUCAAAAU
Molecule: messenger RNA, 3429 nt
Organism: Lytechinus pictus (painted urchin)
Lineage: Eukaryota; Metazoa; Echinodermata; Echinoidea; Temnopleuroida; Toxopneustidae
Exons: 1
Coding region: 1-621 (206 amino acids)
Source: RefSeq, a predicted model, not a curated record